Rhizophagus irregularis DAOM 181602=DAOM 197198 is the source of this 2314-nucleotide messenger RNA. RefSeq lists its product as uncharacterized. Gene Ontology annotation, molecular function: zinc ion binding; DNA-binding transcription factor activity, RNA polymerase II-specific; RNA polymerase II cis-regulatory region sequence-specific DNA binding. Gene Ontology annotation, biological process: positive regulation of transcription by RNA polymerase II; negative regulation of transcription by RNA polymerase II. The record is from RefSeq and is a predicted model, not a curated record. NCBI's taxonomy places the organism in Eukaryota, Fungi, Glomeromycota, Glomeromycetes, Glomerales, Glomeraceae.
UUAGCGCUCGCUCUGUUCGACUAUUUUACUAAGAGUGACUACAUCAGUUCAAAUAUUUUCAUAUUAUUUAUUGAAUAAUUUAACUACAUUACGUUCAACUAAAUUCUUUGUUACCUUCUGUUACAAAGAAUUUAUCGGUCUUGUUAUAAUAAUCUUUUUAAGAGAAAAAGAAACCAAAAACUUUUUAAAAUUUUAUCAGUUAAAUCUGAAUGGCUCCAACAAAACUUAAGAUCAAAGGCAAUAAAGCAUUCUCACUGUUAUCGAUAGAAACUGACGAAGAUUUAUCUAAAACAUGGCGUUUAAUGACAAAAGUAAAAGAUUCACUGGAAUAUGGAAUGCGUUUGGAAAAUUUAUCUUGGCGACUUUGGUUCAUGCAUCAUCUUAUGGUCCAUGGAAAUAAAUCUAUAUCUCAAACACAAUUUAAAAAAUUAUCCACUGCUACAACUAAAAAAUUAGAAAAUGAGAAAGCAACCAAUUUAAAACAUUUAGCUGCUCCACUUUAUCGACCUCCUAAAGCACAAGAAAUUUUGGAAAAGAAAGGGAAGAAGAAAUAUGCUAAAAAACCUAGCAUAAGCGCUGUUGCUAAUGUUGGAUCACAAGUAAAGAAAACUAACCAGAAGACUAAACAUAUCAAAACUGCUUCAGAAUCUGUUUCUACUGAAAUAACUGCUUCUUCGACCAAUAAUAAUAAUAUUAAUGAUAAUAGUACUGAAGUUAGUGAUCAUUCACAAAAUGAUUAUGGAAAUAAUAAAGAAAUAAUUACCUCGAUUAAUGGCCAAAAUAAUGCUGAAUUAUUGGAGUUGGAUUCACUCGAGGACAAUCAUAUGAGUUUAAAUAUUGGUGUAGAUGAUAUUUUCAGAUACAAUGAAGCAAACCAAGAAUUUUACUUACGUCAAUAUACCAAUGAUCAAGAUCCAUAUCAAGUCGUUUCAUUGCCAGGAAUUUUCACUCGAUCGUUUGAUGCUCACGCUAUAUUGGAUCCUAAUAAUCAGCAACCUACAAUGAUGGUCGAAUUUAAUGAUGUUAUGAGAGUUCAUCCACAUCAUCAUUUCUAUUCUUCUUCCGACUCAUCAGAACCACCUUCUCCUACGGAUUGGUAUCCUUCGCAAAAUUCGGAAUUGCAAUCAAGUAUACCAUACCCGAUGAACGUUGGGCACGAUGCUGUUUACGUUAGCAAUAGUGAUCAUUCACCUUCACAUAUCAAUGUCGGUCCUAUGUCAUUAAAUACUUCACAUGAUACUCCAAUAAAUACUCCAUUAAAUACUCCUCUCAAUACUCCCACUACUGCUGAACAUCCACACGGAAGUCUUUCAAAUAUUUUGUAUAUGAAUCAAUAUCCUGAACAAAAUAAUACAAAUAAUGCAUCAAUUUCUCUUGGACAACAACAGCAACAGCCGCAACAAGGAUCGGCAAAAUCAGUGUCAUCAUCAACUUCUCCAAAUUCCACCACAUCAUCGAUGGAUGUGCCGUCUGCUGCUCGCCCUUCUGCUAAUAAUUCAACAGGCUCAUCAACAUCUGAAAAUAGUAGACCUAAAAAGGCUCAUUCUAAUGGUGAACAACAAUGUUUCAAUUGUGGCGUGACGUCGACUCCUCUUUGGAGACGUUCGGCCAACGAUGAACUUUUAUGUAAUGCUUGCGGUUUAUAUCUGAAAUUACACAAAAUGGCUCGUCCUAAGACUAUGAAGCCACAUAUUGUACGUAAGGAUGCUCGUGAUGAUGAAGCUGCACAACCAGUCUGCUCUAAUUGUGGAACAAUGACUACACCAUUGUGGAGACGUGAUGAAGAAGGACAAACGCUUUGCAAUGCCUGUGGCUUAUAUUUUAAAUUACAUCAUGAGAGACGACCGUUGUCCAUGAAGACCGAUGUCAUAAAGAAACGACAGCGAUAUGAGAAUGGACAAGCGCCUAAUCGUCGAGGAGGGAAAAAACAACGCUCACAAGAUAUAAACCAACAAGAGGCUCAACCACAACCGCCACCACAAAGUCAACAAGCACAAGUUGUAUAUGAACCUAACGGAUCUAUGGCUGUUCCUUCAACAACGAUUCCUUCGAUAGGAUCAAUUUCAGUUGGACAGUCGUCUCCCCCAGGUUUAGCCAUGCGCCAAUCUUCUACAACUACCACCGCGAAUACUACCAACACUACUACUACUACUACUAGCAACACUAACAACAACAUCAACGGAUAUCAAUGAGAUCACUCCAUAAUAAGAAUAAAGUAACAAAUACUUUAUUCUUAUAUUUAUAUUUUUUUUUCCUUUUUGAUGAUCCUUUUCUUAAUUAUUGACUAAAUUAAUUUUAUUAUAUAUAAAACAAC